This is a messenger RNA of Penicillium mononematosum, 1047 nucleotides long. RefSeq lists its product as uncharacterized. Gene Ontology annotation, molecular function: protein-lysine N-methyltransferase activity; protein binding. The record is from RefSeq and is a predicted model, not a curated record. The transcript is spliced from 5 exons. NCBI's taxonomy places the organism in Eukaryota, Fungi, Ascomycota, Eurotiomycetes, Eurotiales, Aspergillaceae. The coding region runs from base 1 to 1047 and encodes 348 amino acids. Gene Ontology annotation, biological process: peptidyl-lysine monomethylation.
AUGCUCAGGGUGGAAGAUAUCCCUUCCACCUUCAUCGACAAACUCCCAGAGGACAUUGCUGUCCAGGCACUUCUAGCAGCGUAUCUUACACACGGUGCACCAGAUGAACUGCCAAAAUACGAGCUAUGGCGCAAGUCAUGGCCCAGCCGGAAAGACUUCGAAGACAGCAUGCCGAUCCUGUGGCCAUCCGUUCUGGGAGGACCACAGUUGCCCAGCAGCAAGGACGAUGCCCCGACUGACUCAGAGCAGCCAAGUCUUCUCCCCCAUUACCAGAACAUUCUUUCGCAGCAGGCUCAGCGCCUGCGCAAAGCGUGGUCCGAUGUCAUUUCUGCCUUCCCGGAUACCAACUGGGAGGCAUUCUCCUACAACUGGUUGAUUGUGAAUACCAGGAGCUUUUAUUGGAUUGGCGAGGGACAGGAAACGCCGGAAGACCCUAAUGAUGCGAUGGGGCUGGUGCCUUUUGCUGAUUACUUCAACCAUGCCGAUGUUGCUCGUGAUGUCAAAUUUGAUGAGAAUACAUAUGUAUUCCGUGCUACGAAAGAUUAUGAGGAGGGCGAUGAAGUGUUCAUGAACUAUGGCAGUCAUCCGAAUGAUACUUUACUAGCAGAAUAUGGCUUCUUUCUUGAUGUGAAUGAAGCAGAUUCGAUCUACCUUGACGAUAUCAUUUUCCGGGACAUCCAUUCCGCCGAACAACAAGAGGACUUGUGGCUGAAUCAAUAUUAUGGUAACUAUCAAGUUACUCCCCAUGGACCCUGUUACCGCACAGAGGUCGCUGCAUGCCUGAGUUAUAUGAAGGAGGAGGAUUGGCGAAACCAUGUUCUUGAAGGCCAAUCACAGGGCUUAGAUGAGGGUCGAUCUGAGGCCACCAUCAAAAGGUGGAUUCUGACAUAUGCCGCAGAGGCAGAUGCAACUAUAACGGCGCUGCAGAAGGCCAUGGGACUCAACACCGCUGUUCAAGCACAUCGUUCAAAAGCAGAGAUGUUGCUGAGACGGUGGAGGCAGAUCAAGGAUCUCUGCGAUCAUGCGGCCAAAACGGUCUCUGUAUAG